Molecule: messenger RNA, 759 nt
Organism: Mesorhabditis spiculigera
Lineage: Eukaryota; Metazoa; Nematoda; Chromadorea; Rhabditida; Rhabditidae
Source: the annotation of a GenBank genome assembly
AUGCAGCACGAGGUAGUGACCGUUCAACGAGACGAUGGCACAUUGGAAACCAGGCUGGGAUGGAAUGAUAUGCAGCAAGAGUCAGCCCCCAAAUUAGUGCGAUUCCAUCUGACGGUCAAUACAAAUCGUCAUUCAUGGAUGCUGAGCCCUGACGAAGAAGUGCGACGAAGCGGCGAGGUCGAGCUCGACCGAAAUGAACCCCAGCCAUCUAGCCCCAAACCCACGAAGAAGAAGCUAGAAUUCAAUAUGGCCUCCAAGAUUCAAAUAAUCCCAAACAAUCGCCAGGGCCAGCUCAAUACUGGUUAUAUCGGGACCUUGGGAGGCGUGAUGAAAAUCGCUGAGAUCGCUUUGUCGUUUAUGGCGUUCGUGCUGUCGAUUUGCUCAGACCGUAGGACUACUACAGCCGCAUGGACCGAGCAUAUCUCCUUCGAGUGCAUGAUCGGGGUAGCCGUUUUGCUGCUGGGAUACGUCUGCUUCCCGCAUAUUACGCUACGUGACGAAUUGACAAGAGAGGGAUUGAUCGUGGUCGAGCUGAUCUUCUAUGCGCUGAACACGCUUUUCUACUUCAUCUCAAUCUGGCUCAUGAUUCACCUAUCCGCUGCUUGGGGUACGGAUGGACGGGGAGCAGCGGUCAUGACGGCGAUCCUAUGUGUGGCCCUGACCAUUUUCUUUGCCAUCGAAACCUUCAUGAAAGCCAAGGCAUGGCGUGGGGAAAAUGAACCCUCGGGAAGAACCGUGCAAACCGGGCCAGCAAACGCC